Egretta garzetta (little egret) is the source of this 1414-nucleotide messenger RNA. It is a transcript of the gene NDUFAF2, whose product is annotated as NADH:ubiquinone oxidoreductase complex assembly factor 2. Lineage: Eukaryota; Metazoa; Chordata; Aves; Pelecaniformes; Ardeidae. Bases 230 to 556 code for a protein of 108 amino acids. The transcript has 4 exons. The record is from RefSeq and is a predicted model, not a curated record.
AGUGAGGGAAGGGGCGCAGCUGCCGAGGGGACCGAGGGUGUGCCCGUUCUGCGCUGCUCGCCUCGGAAACCGCCUUCAGUUUCUCAUGAGGCUGAUGCUGUAGUGCAAGGAGAAGCCUGAAGCCAUCCAUCCAAAGCUUUCAGGGUGUCGGCAUCACCCUUCAGCGGGGCAGAUUAUACCUGAAAGAAGAUUUGUAGAAGCAAUAAAUCGUCAAGCAUAUCAGUAUGAAAUGGGUGACUUUCCAACAGAAUGGGAAGCAUGGAUAAGGAAGAAAAGAAAGGAUCCACCCACAAUUGAGGAGAUUCUCAAGAAUGAAAAUUACAGAGAAGAAAUGAAACAGAAAAUCAAAGAUGUAUCCGAAAAGGAUAAGCUGCUUCAGGCCAAGGAGUACAAGGAGGGACUUGUUGCUGAACCAGUUCACACUCACGUUAAAGGCCACGCAUCAGCCCCGUACUAUGGGAAGAAAGAGCCUUCGAAAGACCCAACAAGCACUGCGAGUACCUUUCAGCCAGGCUCCUGGAUGCCGCCAGGCAGUGGUAGUAGUCACAACAAAUAAAUGAUUGUAAUGUACAGGUACUGCUAAUGGAUAAAUAUUUUAGCAGACAACGUAAACAGCUGUUAUAUGUAAGUGAGCGUGCAAUGAAGUAGUAUUCAAGCAGUUUCGUUUACUUUUGCAGAACUGUUCAAAUAGGCUUGACCAUGACAAACUACUGUAAAAUGUUUGGGUUUAGUGAAAAACAGGAUGCGUUACUAAGUAAGUUUGUUUUCCGCAGUUGCUGUUCAUCAGUUACUCGUGAAAUCAUACAUAGAAGGUUUUCCAGCUAACUUAAUUUUCUUAAAUGAUUCUGGUUUUUCCUUGAAGACUCAUUUAAAAUUGUUCUUGAUGUAAUAAAUUUUAGCUAACCAGUACACUUAUAUUUUCCCAAGCCUAGGCAUUAGUUUAAGGUAGCUCUUCAGAGUGCUUGUAAAAUUCCCUCGGCAGUGCUGGCCUGCUUUCCUCUGGCAAGUGGACGGGGAAGUUGAUUUAAUUAACAGGAGUCACUGUGACACUACGCUGACUACGCACUGUAUUAAUCUUACAGACAUUCUUGUCACUUAGAUUUAACAAAACAAUCAACAGAUUUGAGUGAUGAUUUGCAGCCAGCAGUAAGCACAGGACAAAAUCAGGCUGAGUUAAACUACAUAUACCUACUGUAGUAGAGGCUAGAAGCACUUAGAAUUCUGUUUCUGGAAAAUAACUUGGGGUUUGGAUCAAGGGAUUGUCAUCAAUACUAAAAAAAAAAAAAUUCUUUUUUAUUUCUGAUGUAUGCAGGGACUUCCCUAAGUGAUACAGAUCUAUUUGGCCACUGCUUAGAUACAUAAAAUGUGCAUAUUAUUUGCUUGGAGAUGAUGUUUGAGAACUUCAAAUCAAAAU